CCGCGGGGACGGCGGUGGAGCCUGUGCGCGGGCCGGGUACCCUGGGCACCGUGUUUCCGUGGUGGGGACCGGAGAUUUGGGACCCGAUGUGCGUGAGAGGCCGUGAGUGCGGGGUUGGGCGAGACCGUGUCCGAGGCCCGCGGGGAAAGGGGGCGCCUGCUGUCUGCCCCGCCUCGGGCACUGGCCGGGGCAGAACUGACCCGAGACGUGGCCCUAACGAGGUCGUGUGAGGGUGCCCGACGUCCCUCCCUGUGUGUACUCCCCACAGAAGAGAAGGACACCCUCGGGGCGCUGGCGAAGGUUUCCGCAGGGGGUUCGUUUCAACAGCUCCGGGGCCGUCGACUGGGUGAGGGGAGGAGGCCUCGUUUCUCGAGGCUGAUGGGGCUGUGGGCGGGGUGUCAGGAGCCAGCCCGGGGCCCUGCCGGCGAAUGUGGGUCCCCGGCUUGGCUUCCAGACGUGAGACGUGGAAGGUGAUUAUUCCUCAGCUGCCUAUUACGAAGGCCCAGAUAGUCCACCUCGGAAGGCCAGCUGGAGGGGAGCGGCGGCCAGCCUGCUGCCGCCGAGGAGCGGUGGGCCUUGGGGAGCCCCAGGUUCUCCAUCUCUAGGGGUGGCCCAGAGGCCCUGGGGGAGGAGGAGGAGCCCAAGGGCCCCCUCAGGGUGCAGGACCUGCAGGGGGCCUGUGUGCAGCCUGUCCACGGUGUGCAGGAGUGGCGGGACGGCUGUGUCUACCAAGGGGAGUUCGGGCUGGACACAAAGCUGGGAUACGGCGAGUUCUCCUGGCCGACUGGCGAGUCCUACCGCGGGCAGUUUUACCGGGAUCACUGCCAUGGCCUGGGCACCUAUGCGUGGCCAGAUGGCUCCAGUUUCACGGGCAUGUUUUACCUCAGCUGCCGAGAAGGCUACGGCACCCUGUACCUAAAGACAAGCCUCUUUCAGGGGUUGUACAAGGCAGACAGGCGGUUUGGGCCAGGCAUCGAGACUUACCCUGAUGGCAGCCAGGAUGUUGGGCUGUGGUUCCGGGAGCAUCUCAUCAAGCUGUGCACGGAGGUGCCUGGCAGCUUCUCCAUGAGCAACUUCCCUGAGUUCUCAGGCUUCCUCACGCGCUGCCCGGCUAGAAUCAGUCUCUCAGAUGAGGAAAAGAUGGAGUGGGCCCUGCAUGAAGAACAGGACCCCUUUUUCUAUGACUAUAAGCAGUUUCUUCUGAAUGAUGACGUAACUCUGCCUCCAGAAAUGUACAUUUACUCAACCGACAGCAGCCACCUACCCAUGACCCGCUCUUUCUGCGAAGACCUGGACGCCCGGGUCUUCCUCGAUGACACCCCUCCCUUGGCUGAAGACGGACAGCCCUGGCUCAUCCAGAAUGAGACCCCUCUGAUGGUCAGAAUCCAGAAGCAAACUUACAAGUUCAGGAACAAGAAGGCUCACAACGACUGGAACAUGGGCGCCAUCCUGGCGGGGAACCGGAGCAGCUUCGCACGCUGCGGGCCCAAGGAGCGGCUGUCCCAGGAGAUGAUCCUGAGGGCCGAAGAAGGGGCUUGUGACUGGAUUCAUGGGGUCCUCAGGGAGAACCUUGCCAGCCCCGAUGUGGCCGACGCCAAGGGCUACACCGUGCUCGCCGCGGCCACUGUGCACGGUCACACUGACAUCAUCAGCCUCCUGCUGGACAGCGGGGCCGACGUGAACAAGUGCUCGGACGAGGGCCUCACGCCUCUCAGCAUGUCCUUCCUCCUCCACUACCCGGCCAGGUCCUUCAAGCCCAACAUUGCCGAGAGGACAGCAGCCGAGUCCCAGGUCGGCCCAGCGCCCGUGGCUGGGCGCAGAAACCGGUGGCUCACCAUCAGGCUCCUGCUGCGCCGCGGCGCGGACCCCAACCUGUGCCACGUGCCCAUGCAGGUCCUGUUCUUCGCCGUGAAGGCCGGAGAUGUGGAGGGCGUGAAGUUGCUGCUGCAGGAGGGGGCCAGGGCCGACACUGAGCUCCCUGCCGAGCUGGGGUCCCUGACCCCCCUCCACAUUGCAGCUGCCCUGCCCGGGGAGGAGGGUGUCCAGAUAACAGAGCUGCUGCUCCACGCCAUCACCGACGUGGACGCCAGGGCAGCAGACCAGGAUGACGUGUACAAGUGGGAUCAGGUGCACUGCCCGGCUGCUGUGGGGUGUGGCACUUUGGCCCCUGGGGUCUCUGUGGACAGUGUCACCCUUUUGGUUCAAAAUUUCCCUUCUGUGUUACCUGUCCCUGAGGAGCUAGACCUGCUGCCUUCAAGCCUGAAGCUCAGCGGUGAAACGGGCCCACCCAGCAUCUACUACACUGAGUGCACGUCUGCCCCGAAUGAGGGGGGCAGGACGGCUCUGCACAUGGCCUGUGAGCGGGAGGACAACUACGGGUGUGCCAGGGACGUAGUCCGGCUCCUUCUGUCUCACAAGGCGGACCCCACCAUGCUGUGGAGUGGCCACUCCCCACUCUCCCUGUCCAUCGCUAGUGGGAACGACCUGAUUGUGAAGGAGCUUCUGUCCCAUGGGGCUGACCCGAACCUGCACCUGACCAGAGGCCUGGGCAGUGCCCUGUGCAUCGCCUGUGACAUCUCCUAUGAGCACCGGAGGAGCAUGGAGAGCAAGCUGGCCCUGAUUGACCGGCUCAUUGAUUAUGGGGCUGAUAUCCUGAGCCCGGUGACCCUCACUCAGGGGAACAAGGUGGCUGUGGGCACGGCCGUCGACUACGGGUAUUUCAGAUUCUACCAGGACCGGAAGAUCGCUCACUGCCCCUUCCAUGUGCUGAUGCCGGCUGAGCGGGAGACGUUCCUGGCCCGGAAGAGGCUCCUGGACCACAUGGGCUUCCAGCUGCGCCGUGCCGUCCUCUCCAAGGAGAGCCAGUGGGACCCAAAGGCGCUGUACCUGAGCAAGCGAGCGCUGACCUUCUGCCGUAACCCAAGGCGGACGGGCACCGGCCAGCCCAAGGAGCCUCAGGCUGAGCCGGAGCGGGUUCCCUUCUUCAAGUUCUGCUACCAGUGCGGCCGCUCCGUUGGGGUGCGCCUCGUGCCCUGCACGCGCUGCUACGGGAUCCUGACCUGCAGCAAGACCUGUAGGACCAGAGCCUGGGCGGACUUCCACGGGAGGGACUGUGGCGCCCUGAUGGCCGCUGGGAAAAUGUACGGGGCUCCGUUCACGGAGAACUCCAGGAAGCCCUUGCGGCCUCUGGGCAGGGCGGCGAGCCGGAAGCCUGAGAUCCGCAAGGGGCCACACCCGCCAAAAUGCUUCCAUUCCACCUACAAGCAGGAGUGAGCCGCCAGCUGCCCACCUGACUCCACGGGGCUCUGCAGCCUCCUGAGGCCGUCUCCCAACCUGCCAGGGAAGGCCUUCACCCCACCCCCAGCUGGGAGGAGCGGGACCACCACCCUGGGCCUCGAGGGGGCACCUGAGGUGGCGCUCUGCGGGGCAGGCCCAGGGGCGCAUCGAGAGCUGCAGCCACCCCCAUGGAGCCACGUUCUCCCUCCGUGUGCACUGCCCAGCCCACUGUGCCGAGGGGUCCUGCUCCUUGGUCCUGGGGCCCAGUGGCUGGGCUCUCAGCUCUCCGGGCCCCCCGGCGAGAGACGCUUUGCUGAAUGUUCACGUGGUAGACCAGCGUGGGCUGAGCACCCAAUAAAGUGGCCCUCCAGUAGCUCCUGCCUCUGCACUGGCCUCUAGCUUCCAGCCAAGGAGAUGGUGGUGUCAUGCUUGCAAGGCUGGUGCUCAAGCAGGGGAGCAGGGCCCACCCUUUGGGUGAGGAGGGGGCUGGCAGCUUUGUCCCGGGGACUGUGCAGGGCUCUUGGGGAGGCAGGAAAUGGGGUGGGGGUCCCUGCUCUGGCCGGUGUCAUGCUGGGGACAGGCUGGAAUCGGACAGUC
Messenger RNA from Manis pentadactyla (Chinese pangolin), 3873 nucleotides. It is a transcript of the gene ANKMY1, whose product is annotated as ankyrin repeat and MYND domain containing 1. Bases 874 to 3273 code for a protein of 799 amino acids. The transcript has 16 exons. The record is from RefSeq and is a predicted model, not a curated record. Lineage: Eukaryota; Metazoa; Chordata; Mammalia; Pholidota; Manidae. Gene Ontology annotation, molecular function: protein binding.